Molecule: messenger RNA, 414 nt
Organism: Vitis riparia (riverbank grape)
Lineage: Eukaryota; Viridiplantae; Streptophyta; Magnoliopsida; Vitales; Vitaceae
Exons: 1
Coding region: 1-414 (137 amino acids)
Source: RefSeq, a predicted model, not a curated record
AUGGUAGAUGAUGUUCCAGUCAAAGGCACGAGGUUGCUUUCUGAUGUAUAUAAGAGAUGCAAUAUUGCUAUAUGUGAACCUGCAGACUAUGAAGAAGCAAUGAAGAAUCAAAAUUGGAUGAUUGCAAUGAAGGAUGAUCUAUCAAUGAUAGAGAAAAAAAAAACAUGGGUUCUUGUUGAAAGGCCUAGAGACAGGAAGGUGAUUGGAGUUAAAUGGGUGUAUAGAACUAAGCUUAAUGUUGAUGGUUCUAUUAACAAAAACAAAGCAAGACUUGUUGUGAAAGGUUAUAAUCAAAUUUUUAGUGUGGACUACUCAGAUACGUUCGCUCCAGUUGCUCGAUUAGAUACCAUCAGGCUACUGAUUUUUGUAGCUGCUCAAAAUGAUUGGAGAGUGUAUCUACUCGAUGUCAAAUGA